Messenger RNA from Trichosporon asahii var. asahii CBS 2479, 339 nucleotides. RefSeq lists its product as uncharacterized. NCBI's taxonomy places the organism in Eukaryota, Fungi, Basidiomycota, Tremellomycetes, Trichosporonales, Trichosporonaceae. The record is from RefSeq and is a predicted model, not a curated record. The transcript has 2 exons. The coding region runs from base 1 to 339 and encodes 112 amino acids.
AUGCCUGUCGAGGCAGCGCUGGGCGCGCUGGACAGGGUGGGCGAGAUGCUCUGGCUCGCCGUUGGUGCCGUUGAUGAGCCCACCGCAAGCCCACCUCCCGCACUCCCACCACCUGCAGACCCCGCAGCUCCUGCACCAGUGGCGCCACUGGCACCACCCAGCCUUCCGCCGCUGCAUGCCUGCUUCGCCGCGUCAAUUUGUGUCUGGGUUAGGCCCAAGCACGGAAAACAGGCAUCAAACGUCCCUACGACCUUUGAUGAUCAGCGACUCUUUGCAUUCAAAGUCGGCGCACUCGGUCAUGCAGAGAUUGGGGGUGCCCUGCGCGUGGACAAGACCUGA